This is a messenger RNA of Bicyclus anynana (squinting bush brown), 1010 nucleotides long. RefSeq names its product COMM domain-containing protein 2. Lineage: Eukaryota; Metazoa; Arthropoda; Insecta; Lepidoptera; Nymphalidae. The coding region runs from base 187 to 903 and encodes 238 amino acids. The record is from RefSeq and is a predicted model, not a curated record. The transcript is spliced from 5 exons.
UGAGAGUGACAGUAUUUGUUUUGUAAUAUUUUGUAUUUUUGUGGGAGGUGUAUUUUUGUAUUUUGAAUAGAAAUAAUAUAAUUAUUAUUUAAAUAAUUGUAUAAAAUAGCAAAUAAACGACUAUAAAAUAUAAAUAUAGAUUAUUGUUUGCUCGUUUGCUCAGGUUUUUUUAAAUUUGAUAUUAAAAUGAUAAUAUUUCUAAGCGAGUUACAGAAAGAACAUCUUGUUUUACUUCAUCAGCAUUCCACUCAAGUUUUAGUGGACUUUUGUAAGCUUACAAUAGACUAUCUCAGUAAUGGGAUAAAUCAGAAAAAAUGUGCCAUAGCUGCAGAAAAAUUGGAUAUAUCUGCUUUAGCUGUGCAAAAUAUUAUACAUGCAUUAGCAUAUUUGAUUGUUGAGGCAUGUAAACAUAGUCUAUCAGAACCUAAUUUCCAGUCAUCUUUAGCUUUAGCAGGUUUCUCGGAUGACAAACAAAAAGUUUUAGUAAAAUUCUAUAAUACCAAGAAAAAUGAAAUAUCUACAGCCCUGAACUUGCUUCUACAAAAAGAUCCUAGCUACCAGGAUCUUCUUUGGAGAUUUGAAAUACAGGUGGCUUCCAAGACUUCACAUGAAGAAAUAGUUCCAAUGGUAGCCAUGGAUUUUGUACUGACUACACCAAAAAACUAUGGCCAAUACGAAAAGGAAUACACACAAACAUCACCAAAGCAUACAAAUUCUGUAUCAAAUAUAAACAUUAAUGCAUCAAUUCAAGAUGCUAGGGCGUCCAGUCAGUGCCAGCAAAUUAUCAAUCAUGUUUUACUUCAAUGUGACAUGCCUAACUUGGUGAAUCUAACAAAUAAAUUAGAAUGUGCCCUUAAAGAAUCUAAAAGUCAACAUGUACGUAAAGUACAAAGGUCUUUAUAGUAAAUUCUAGUUAAGAUUUUAGUUAGGAUUUUUAUUUAUAAUUUAUUGUAUUAUAUUCGCAAUGUGUUAUAGAUUUAGAAGGUGUAAUAAAUGUAUUUAUAUUGUAA